AGCUUCUUCCAUUAGUUCGGCGACUGCGGUUCUUCAUUGGGCAGCAGGAGCGGCGCGGCUGUCGGAGAAGCGGCGUAAAACUUCGGCAUUGGGUGAAAGAAAAUGGCCCGAACCACGCAGACUGCUCCUAAGUCCAUGGGUGGCAAAGCGCCCCGCAAACAGCUGGCCACUAAAGCGGCCAGGAAAAGCGCCCCCUCUACCGGCGGGAUGAGAAAACCUCAUCGCUACAGGCCCGGGACCGUUGCGCUUCGAGAAAUACGUCGUUACCAGAAAUCCACCGAGCUUCUGAUCCGGAAGCUGCCUUUCCAGAGGUUGGUGAGGGAGAUCGCCCAGGAUUUCAAAACCGACUUGAGGUUCCAGAGUGCCGCCAUUGGUGCGCUUCAGGAGGCUAGUGAAGCGUACCUGGUGGGUUUAUUUGAAGAUACUAAUCUGUGUGCCAUCCACGCUAAGAGAGUCACCAUCAUGCCCAAAGACAUCCAGUUGGCUCGCCGGAUACAGGGAGAGAGAGCUUAAGUGAAGGCAGUUUUUAUGGUGUUUUGUAGUAAAUUCUGUAAAAUACUUUGGUUUACUUUGUGACUUC
Eubalaena glacialis (North Atlantic right whale) is the source of this 580-nucleotide messenger RNA. RefSeq names its product histone H3.3A-like. Gene Ontology annotation, molecular function: structural constituent of chromatin; protein heterodimerization activity; DNA binding. Bases 103 to 513 code for a protein of 136 amino acids. The transcript has a single exon. Lineage: Eukaryota; Metazoa; Chordata; Mammalia; Artiodactyla; Balaenidae. The record is from RefSeq and is a predicted model, not a curated record. Gene Ontology annotation, cellular component: nucleosome.